Pogona vitticeps (central bearded dragon) is the source of this 2902-nucleotide messenger RNA. Lineage: Eukaryota; Metazoa; Chordata; Lepidosauria; Squamata; Agamidae. The record is from RefSeq and is a predicted model, not a curated record.
CAAUCGGGUCUUGCAACUUCACAAAAUCGUGAUAACAUUUGAGCUCAGUAGUUCAAGCCCCGAUUGCAACCCGUUGCCCCCCCCACACCCGCCCCCUUUCUGACAGCUUCUGUUGUUACCAGGGGGCUGCUCUGAGCAAUGCAGGCAGAAGAAGGAAAAGCAGUAGGGCUGCCAUUGCCAUGAUCUGCUUUCCAAAAAAAGGAGAUGGGAGCUCCAGCCGGAUUAGAUAGUUUCCUCCCCACCACCACCACCACCUCCCGCGGGUCUGGACCUAAUCCUGGAAGAACAUGUCACACGUGCAUCAUCAUAACUCUGGAACCUAAAUGCCCAACGUCCCAAAGGGAGCUCCAAAUGGCAUGCAUCAUCCCUCUCGAUCCCUAUUUGUGUGUUGGGCGUUUUGUUUGUUUUGCAUGGGUGCGCGUGCAUUCUUACAACCAGCACAGCACCGGGGGGGGGGGAGAGGACAUAUCGGGGAAAUCUGCCACCCUUUCUAGCUCUGAGCCUGCCUCGGGCGGCCACUGGGGUUAUGCCCACCGCAGGUCGUGCGCACGCUUGCGGGAACCCGGAGGCGGGGACGGCGGCGACGCGCCUGGGGUUUUGCUCGCUUCCCCUCCGCCCGGUUCCUCCUCCUCUUCGCCUUCCUCCUCCUCGCCUGGGGAAAGAAAGAGGACCGUCGCGGGGCCGGACUUAACGGGCUGCAAAAGCCGGCUCGGAGUUGAGCUGACAUUGACAGCCCCGAGGCGCAAUUGACAGACCCGGCGCGCAAGGGCGCUGGCCAUCCUGGGGGGAUAAAGGGACGCCGCCUCUCCCCCUCUGUCCUUGCAGGCGCCUGCCUUUUUUGCAAGAGCCCCAAACAAGCCCUCUCCUCCCUUUGCACCCAGUUGUCCUCCUCGCCCUUCUCUCUCUCCCCCCCCUUUCUCUUUUGACCCAGAUGCCCGGGUCUCCAUCCUCACCGGCUUGCCCUCUCCCUCUCGCCCCCUUCCUCCUCCUCCUCCUCCUCCUCCUCCUCCCUGGCAGGGCAACCGGGGCGCAACCCCAUUGAGUCCGAGGGGGAUCCCUCUCGGGUAUAAGAGGGGAGGGAUCAUCGCAGCCCUCUCGCUUUGCUGCCAAAGAACCUCAGGCUGCAGAACGGCAAAAGCCCGCAGCAGCAAUAAUAGCAAUAAUAAUAAUAAGGAAAUCCCCGGACUCGUUUGACCUCAUCCCGUCCUCAGGACUCCCUGCAUUGCAGAGAAGCUGGCCCGCGAUGCAGCUAGGGGGGAGGCGGGCGCGCCGGCUGGUUUGCAAUCGGGCCCGAUCCCCGGAUCGCGUCCCCGUCCAGCCUUCCUAGAAGAGCCUUUCUCUCUCUCUCUGCCAUGAUCUUCUCCGGCAGCGGCUUCUUGCCCCCGCCGCCGCUGCCGGCGCGGAGAGGCUGCGCGCCCUUCCUGGCCCUGGCGGGGAUGGCGGGGUGCCUGGGUGGGGGGCAGCCCCGGAGGAGCCGCAGCGGGGCCCCCUCCCGGCGCCUGCGGGUCCUGGUGGACAUGGACGGGGUGCUGGCCGACUUCGAAGGCGGCUUCCUCAAGAAGUUCCGCGCCAGGUACCCGGGCCAGCCUUACAUCGCCCUGGAGGAUCGCCGGGGCUUCUGGGUUUCCGAGCAAUACGGGCAGCUGGCCCCCGAGCUGAGCGAAAAAGCUAUCAGCAUUUGGGAAUCAAAGUAUUUCUUCCUAGAACUCGAUCCUUUGCCAGGAGCCGUAGAAGCUGUUAAGCAGAUGGCAAAAUUAGAAGCGACAGAUGUAUUCAUAUGCACGAGUCCCAUCAAAAAGUAUCACUAUUGCCCCUAUGAAAAGUAUGCCUGGGUGGAAAAGCAUCUGGGCAAGGAGUUUCUGGAGCAGAUCGUCCUCACCCGGGAUAAGACGGUGGUCUCGGGUGACCUGCUGAUCGACGACAGGCCGGACAUAAUAGGUAAAGGGGUUGGCCCUGACAAAAGACAUCAGCUUGCCCCAAGCUUGGAAAACAAGCACCUGGAGCUCCCCCCUCCUUGGCGCCGGCUGUGCUCCUGGGCCGAUGACUGGAAAGCCCUCUUGGAUAGCAAGCGAGGGCUGUAGCGCCAGGCUUGGGGAAGGGGUUUCCCUCAGCAAACCCAGAGAAGCUCAGCCGUGGGGCGUAAUUUAGGGCGAAAUCCAUACACGGACCCCCCCCAAAGCAUAAAGGGGAAGGGGCUUGGGUUUGGCUACGGGGCCAGAAAUGAGGGUCAGGAACAACUUCCCCCAAGAAGACACAGUGUGAUGAGAAGGCAACCCCCCCCGCCGGUUUGCUGACAUUGUUACAAAGCUGCCCAUGGGGGGGCCCACAGAAGGGACAAAGGAUCCAGGCCACCUCAGGAGAGGUUGCUAGACCUUGUGCCUGACUCCCUCUGGCCCAAGAGGGCAUCUCUGGCUCGGGGUGGACCAGGGAGGGGUUCCCUCGGCCACUUUUCAGCUUUCUAUGUGGCUUCCCUAGAGACGGUGGCCUUCCUUUGCCUCUGCUAAUAAUGUGGGGGGGGGGGAGAAUGACUGUGUUUCCAGGACUCCAAUCUUCUUUCUCUCAGCAAAUCACCUUGGAAAUUUUCUGAGACACAGGCGCAUCCUUGGAAAUCGCCACUUCUGGUCCCCCACCCACCAAUUCCUAGUCAAAACCCAAAACAGGAGCAUAGAGUCCUCAGGAAUUCUAUGUUGUGGGAUAGAACUUCAGAUUGUUAAUGUUUGGACACUGGAAUCAAAGCUUGAUUUCAGGGCUAAAGCCUCUUGAGGCCUCGUUUCAAUUAACUGAUCUUCUUUUUCCCUCCCGGUUGGGCUUUUCCCUCAGUGUAAAAACUUUGAACUGCCCUAGAUCCGUCUGUUUCUAUAACUGGCAAUGUUGUUGACGAAUAAAUUGGACUGAGAAUCAA